Molecule: messenger RNA, 2835 nt
Organism: Aspergillus japonicus CBS 114.51
Lineage: Eukaryota; Fungi; Ascomycota; Eurotiomycetes; Eurotiales; Aspergillaceae
Product: putative NRPS-like enzyme
Exons: 1
Coding region: 1-2835 (944 amino acids)
Biological process (GO): biosynthetic process; secondary metabolic process
Molecular function (GO): CoA-ligase activity
Source: RefSeq, a predicted model, not a curated record
AUGCAUCCUACGGGAGAGACAGCAUUGGCCAAUGGACAUGAUGGCUCGUCCUCGUCUCAGACAGACGACGAACCCACGAGUCUACCGGCUAUCUUAGACGCCGCGGCCAGGAGUCCGACAGGAAUCUGCAUCUAUUCCCCCGGAGAGACGAGCGGAAGUCCGACGCGAUGGAGCUACGCCGAUCUCGCUGGUCGCGCCCACGAGGAUGCAUCGUUACUCCUGCACCAGAUUGACGACAGCCCCGUGGUGCUCAUCCACCUGGACAACCAUGCAGACAACAUCCGCUGGUUCUGGGCAGUGGCCUACGCCGGUCUUCUCCCGGCUCUGUCGACGCCUCUCUCGCAAAACGCACCCCAACGCGCGCAACAUCUACAACAUCUCCACGAUCUGCUCGAAAACCCCGUAAUCCUGACCUCGGCCACUGUGGUCGCUCAGUUCCCGGAACUCCAGCAACCGCGCACUCUGACCAUUGAGCAAUUAGGUCACACGAAUCCUAAGCACGAUGCUACGACCGCGCGGUCGCGUCCGCGCCAGGGGACGGAGUCAGCAGUGCUGAUGCUUACCUCGGGCAGCACCGGUCAUGCGAAAGCCGUCUCCCUGACUGUGCCCCAAGUGGUAGCCGCCCUGCGAAGCAAGAGCCGCGCAGAGGCCUAUACCGGUCGCUCGAUCCUGUUGAACUGGAUCGGGCUGGACCACGUCGCCAAUCUGUUGGAGAUCCACCUGAAUGCGAUCUUCACUGCCUCGGAGCAAGUGCAGGUGCAGGCGCGAGAUGUGAUCGCCGACCCCUUGGUUUUCCUGCAGCUCAUUGAACGCCAUCGCGUGUCCCAUACCUUUGCACCCAACUUCUUCCUGGCUCUGCUACGGCAGCGACUUGCCGCUCUAGAGGAAACUGACGGGCGUCCAGCCAUUGAUCUCUCCUCGCUGAAGGCGAUCGUCACCGGGGGCGAGGCGAAUGUAGUCGAGCUGGCGCAGACGCUCACUCGGCAGCUCGCGCAGCUGGGCACCGUCGACUCCGUCCUCUACAUUGCCUACGGUCUCACUGAGGCCUGCGCUGCGCUCACCUACGGCCGGUUCGACCCCGUCUACGAAGCGCAGCAGGAACACGAGUUCGCCUCGGUGGGGACGACCGUCGACCACGCCCGGGUCCGUAUCCAACCCGCUCCAGGCGUCUCCGCCGCUCCGUCAGAGGUCGGGGAGGUCCAACUGUCAGGCCCCGUGGUCUUCAGCCAAUAUUACCGUUGUCCGGAGGCGACCCAGCGCGCCUUCACCCCCGAUGGCUGGUUCCGCACGGGCGACCGGGGAUAUCUAGACGCUGCCGGGCGACUCAACCUCGCCGGACGCGACAAGGAGAUCCUGGUGAUCAACGGGGUGAACUACUCGCCACAAGAGAUCGAGACGGUGCUGGAGAAGGCGCAGAUCCCGGGCCUCUUGCCCGCGCACUUUGCGGUGUUCGCCCACCGACCGUCAGGCAGCGACACGGAGGGCUACUGCGUGAUCUACAGCCCUAACAACCCCGUCGCCGACCCCAUCCAGCGUGACCGCACCGCCGAGAGCGUCGCCAGCAUCGCCAGCACCAUCCCCCACGUCCGCCCCAGCUGGGUCAUUCCCGUGCCUGCCAACCGGCUCCAGAAGUCCUCCCUGGGUAAACUCUCCCGCACGAAGCUCCAAACCGAGUUCCUGGCCGGGGUCUUCGACGCGAACAUGAUCCGCUCCCAGGGCCCCAUCCAGUCCGCGCGCGCCACCCCUCGCCAACCCCCCACCACGCCCACCGAAUCUGCCAUCGUCGCUGUGCUCGAGACGAUGCUCGACCUCCCCGCCGCGGUUAUCUCGGUCGACAAGACCAUCUUCGAGCUGGGGGUGACCUCCAUCACGCUGUUCCGGUUCGAGCAGCUGCUCCGCGCUCGGCUCGGCUUCGCCGCGGGCGUCUCGCUGAUCACCUUCCUCAACAGCCCCGUGGUGCGCAACAUCGCCUACACGAUCGACCACGCGGCCUCGACGCAGUACAACCCGGUCGUGCCGCUGCAGCCGCGCGGCGACAAGCCGCCCCUGUGGCUCGUCCACCCGGCCUCGGGCAACGUGCUGGCCUUCCUGCCGCUGGCGCGCACCCUGACCGACCGACCCCUCUACGGCCUCACGGCACGGGGGCUCGACAACCACGGCCAGCUGUUCGAGAGCAUCCCCCAGAUGGCGGACACCUACUACACGCACGUCAAACGCGUGCAGCCGCGGGGGCCGUACGCCUUGACGGGGUAUUCGCUGGGGACGACCGUGGCCUUCGAGCUGGCCAAGCGACUCGAAGCCCACGGCGACGAGGUCGCCUUCUGCGCCGCCCUCGACUCGCCGCCGCACAUCAUCCCGCUGGUUCAACAUCUGGACUGGACGCGCGCCGCGAUCCGCGUGACCUAUUUCCUGGGCCUGAUCCCCCAGGACUCGAUCCCGCGCUACGAAUCCGACCUCGCCGACUUGCCCCGCGAUCAAGUCAUUGCCCGGUUACUGGAAACCGCCUCCCCGGAGCAGCGCGCGAAGCUGAACCUCACCCCGGAGCAGCUCACGGCCAUCGUCUACGUGACGGACAACUUCGGAGAGAUGGGGCGCAAGUACGUGCCCAGCGGGACGGUGCGGAAGAUGGACGUGUUCCACUGCAUCCCGCUGCAUUCGGUGUGCGUCGACCGCCGCCAAUGGGUCGAGGGGUUUCUGGGGGCCUGGCGGCAUUUCUCCCGCGAGGAGGUCGGGUUUGUGGAGUGUGAGGGCGAUCAUGCCGAUAUGCUGAAUCCGCAGUUUGUGGAGGGAUUCGAGGCGAGGUUGAGGCGCGUGUUGGAGGAGAGGGGGUUGUAG